UUUUCAUGUUGCUCACAGACUGGCUUUUCUCAGUUUCACUUGAGGAUUGACUGCAACUGUUACGAGGAGAGAGAGAAAGAGAGAAAGAAAGAUAAAGAGAGUGAGAAAAAGACAAAAAGACUCAGACAGAGGAGGAGACAGUGAAUGCCAGACCAGAGCAGGGACAGAAACUGAGAGCCAGUGAGUGACAGUCAGAUAGACAGAGAGAUAGAGUGCGAGACAGACAGAUAGAGGGCGAGUGAAAUAGACGGAGAGACAGAAAGAGACAGUGUCAAGGAGAGAAGGGAAAGCAGAGAUAGAGAGAGAGAGAUUAUAUGUAACAGGAGCUGGGUCAGAAGGGUUUUGACAAUCGGCUAGUGGGAUCAGCAAAAUUGCAUUCCUGUAAGACUGUUGUGUUGUCAGCUCUAGGACUGGUUCCGAAUCCUGUCUGACAGUGUUUGGAGGUAGAGCAGAGAUAGACACAGCAUUCAAACAGAGCUUGCCAGCCCUUGCCCUGGGUUGAGAGAAAGGGAGGCACGGACAGUGGAUACAAUGUGGCUGGCAGCUCUUGCUCUGAAUUUACUUUGGGUUUCAGUCAGUCUGACUGGCCCCAGCAGCCAAUGGCGAAGAGCAGACAGUCCACGUGGCCACUAUCACCGCGUCCAACAUGGGCAGUGCAGCUACACCUUUGUCCUGCCUCACCCAGGCCACUGCGGAACCAGCAUGCAGCAGCAGGACACCAACGCUCUCCAACGGGACGCCCCACCCAGUGAACCAGAAACCUCCUUCCAGAAACUCCGCCAUCUGGAGACAGCCACAGAGAACAACACCCAGUGGCUGCUGAAGCUUGAAGGCUACAUCCAGGAUAGCAUCAGGUCUGAGAUGGCUCAGAUGCAGCAGAGUGCUGUGCAGAAUCACACAGUGACCAUGUUAGAGAUUGGGACACACCUCCUGAGCCAGACAGCUGAACAAACCCGCAGGCUCACUGAUGUAGAAGCACAGGUUUUAAAUCAGACAUCGAGAAUUGAAAUUCAACUGUUGGAAAACUCCCUUUCCACUAACAAACUGGAGAAACAGCUGAUACUGCAAACCACUGAGAUCAAUAAAAUACAGGAGCGGAACCGUCUUUUAGAGAGGAAGGUCUCGGACAUUGAAGCCAAACACCGGACCGAGCUGGGCUCAAUGAGGAAGGAGAAGGAGCUGCUCCAGCAGCUAGUGGGUCACCAGGUCAAUGCCAUCCGGGAGCUCGAGAAGCGCCUGCUCACAGCCAGCAGCAACAACAGUGGCCUCCAACAGCAGCAGCUCAAACUCCUCGAGACUGUUCGUCACCUCAUCAGCCUCAUCACCCAGGGCAAAGCUGUUGGUAAAAAGGAAGAUAAGAUCUUCAGAGAUUGUGCAGAUGCCUUGCAAUCUGGGGCCAAUGUGAGUGGGAUUUACACAAUCCACAUUGAGAACAUGACAGAACAUCGGAAGGUUUACUGUGACAUGGAGACCAGUGGUGGGGGCUGGACUGUUAUACAGAGGAGGGUGAAUGGCAGCACAGACUUUCAGAGGAACUGGAGGGAAUAUAAAAUGGGUUUUGGAGACGGAGCAGGCGAGUAUUGGUUGGGGAAUGAGGCCAUUUAUCUGCUGACCAGUCAACGGGUGCACUCGUUACGGAUCGAGCUGAGGGACUGGGAUGGAAACCAAGUCUAUUCCUUAUAUGAGAAGUUCCACUUGAGCAGUGAGAAGCAGAAUUACAGGCUUUUCCUGAAAGGAUACAGUGGAACGGCAGGACAUCAGAGCAGCCUGGCUCUUCAUGGAGCAAGUUUCAGCACCAGAGAUGCUGACCAUGACAACUGUCACUGCACAUGUGCCCUGAUGUUAACCGGAGGGUGGUGGUUUGAUGCCUGUGGACUGUCCAAUUUGAAUGGGAUGUACUACACAGUCGGAAACAACAUCCGAAAACUCAAUGGCAUCAAGUGGCAUUACUUCCGGGGUCCCAGUUACUCGCUGCAGGCGACCAGCAUGAUGAUCAGGCCUUUGGACUUCUGACUUUGGUGGUGGGCAGUGCUCAUGAGGAAGGUCGGACAACAUGCCCUUUCUUUUCAGAGAGAGAGAGACUGGCACAGACACAAGUUGGCUUGGUGGUUUUGUCGAGCCAAGGAGGGGCCCAGCAGGGAAUCUCUGUUCUGAGAAUGGCCAAAAGUGAAGAUGAUUUUGAAAACUAACUUCAAAGGAUCUCCUGCUCAGAACUAAUUCAAUUCAAAAGCUUAAGAAUGACUUUUACACAGAUUGUUUGUGACUAAUUCUGAGUAUUAAUGGGCAUUUUACAUACGUUUAAGCAGUGUACAUGUGUUUAUGAUAUUAGAAACAGAUAGAUCCUUUACUUAAAUUAAAAAUGUUCACUGUAAUUUCAACAAGGAAGUGGGACCCCUGAAAGUAACAGAUUCCAAUUGGCUCAAAAUCCUGGCCCAGACGAUUGUGAAAAGAAUUUUUGGUUGGAAUUAAUAGAUUUUCACUUUCUUGCAGGAUCAAUUCUAUCCCUGUAUUCCUCACUAUCUUCCCCAUCCUCUUCCCUCCCAAAAUAUAACUGGUUAAAGCCAAUGGGCAUAUAGAGGAGCAACAGAAGUGAUUUUAGGUUGUUGUGGCAAGAAGCCUACAUAGACUUGAUGGCCUCUGUCAUCAGAUUCAAACGUUCCAGUAACCCACACUUUUUGUAAGACCAUACCUCUUAUAAAAUACAUCACAAUGGACUUCAGAAACAGAAAUAAAUGGAGAAUAUUAUCUCUGAGCUAAAACAAGAGAAAUCAGCAGAGUUGAACCACAGACCGGCUGAAUAAAUAACUCAGCAGAAAGCAAUAAAGGAACUGAAAGGUGAGAUGUUAUUGGGGAUGCAGAGGAGAGGGCAGAGCUGGCUGUCUGUAGUAGUUAGGGUGAAGGGAAAGAGGAGCACACCAGAUGCCAAGAUCAAAGGGCUGUAGCGUAGAGAGGGCCUUCAGGCUGGGGAAGGUUGCAGAGAAAAGCAUGAGGAAACCCUAUGGAGAUUCAGGACAAGGCCCAGAAUUAAUUUGUUGAGGGACAAGGAGCAUCAGGAUUUCUUGUGCACAUCAGGGGCUGGAAUGUCAGAUGAACUAGACUUUGUGUACUUGUAUUGGACAUUAUUGUUUAUCUUUUGUUCCCACUGACUCAUUUUGCCCUGCGUACUGACACUGACAGGGGUUCAAGUCAUUGCUAUGAUGCCAGAGCAGACCACCAAAUUUAUGUUGCAAUCUGUUUUGGGAAUAGUAAUAUCUUUCAAAACAGACAAAGUGUGAGAUCCCAGGGAUUCACUAAGUCUACAAGAUACAGGAGCAGAAUUAGGCCAUUUGGCCCAUCAGGGCGGUUUUAUCAUUCGAUCAUGGUAUUACAUUUUUCAAUCUUAUUCUCCCCAUGACCCUUGAUCCCCUUACUAAUCUAGAAUCUAUCUAUCUCUGUCUUAAAUAUAGAGUCAUAAAGUCAUUCAGCACGGAAACAGACCGUUCGGUCCAACCAGUCCAUGCUGAAUAUAAUCCCAAACUAAACUAGUCCAAUCUGCCUGGACCUGAUCCAUAUCCCUCCAAACCUUACCUGUCGUGUACUUAUCGAAAUGUCUUUUAAACACUGUAAUCAUACCCACAUCCACCACUUCCUCUGAAAGCUUCUGCUAUGUUAAAAAAAUUUGCCCUCCUGUCUUUUCUCUCUUCUCGCACCUUAAAAAUGUGCCGCCUAGUCUUGAAAUCCCCAAUUUGUAAAUGGGGAAAGGCUAUGGAAAUCUAAAACACAGAGGAACCUGGGAGUCCUAGUUCAGGAUUCUCUUAAAGCUAAAAUGCAGGCUCUGUUGGCAGUUAGGAAGGCAAAUGUUUUGCUCAAUGAAUUGGCCCCACAGCUCUCUAUGGCGAUGAUUUCUAUAGAUUAACCACCCUCUGACAGAAGAAAUUCCUCCUUAUCUCAGUUCUAAAGGGUUAUCCCUUCCCCCUGAGGCCGUACCCUUGAGUCCUAUCUCCUCUACUAGUGGAAGCAUCUUCUCUACAUCCACUCUACCCAGAUUUCUCAGUAUCCUGUAAGUUUCAGUUUCAUCCUUCAAAACUUCAUCAAGUACAGACCCAGAGCCCUCAUAUGACAAAUUCUUCAAUCUUGGGAUCAUUCUUGUAAACCUCCUCUGGCCUUCCUCCAAUGCCAGUACAGCCUUGCCUAGAUACAGGGCCCAAAACCGCUCGCAAUAUUUUAAAUGCAGUCUGACCAGAGCCUUAUACAGCCUCAGCAGUACAUCCUAUCCUUGUAUCUGCCCCUCUUGAAAUGAAGUCAACAUUACAUUUGCCUUCCUAACUGCGAAUUGAGCCUGCAUGUUAACCUUACAGAAUCCUGAGCUAGGACCCCAGAUUCCCUUUAUGCUUCAGAUUUACAAAGCCUUUCCCAUUUAGAAAAUAUGCUAUGUCUAUGUUCUUCACAUCACAAAGAGAAGAAGGUUAUAGUUUUCCACAUUUUUGAACAAACAAUAUAAAUUUUAGUAUACAAAGCCAGAACAGUAAAUCAAUGUAUAAUAUAUGUCCAAUUUAUAUUCUAACACAUGGAAUUAGCAUGAUGUAAGCAUGGGUAACAGACAAACUGUGGUUGAACAUCCCAAAGAGCACUUCAAAUAAUAGUUAAGGUAGAUACCAUAGAUUUCUCAGCAAUCUAUCCCCACCAACAUUAGUGACACUGUGGGUCACCAAAUCUCCUAAACAUUUUACACUUGAUUCAAAUUCUUCACUCUCGAAGACCUAGUUUCAGAACUGCCUCAAAAACCAUCCUAUCAUGCAUUGUUUCAGUGACUGCUCACACACUGACAGCUCACUCUCCUUUUCUGUGACUGCAAACCCCUGGAUUCUGGAAACUGUACUGCUGACCUCACUCGCUGGUUCCCACUUUUCUGCAGCUUCACCAUGUUGGUACCGCCCCUGGGUUUCUCCAAAUUCCAAUUUUUAUCAGCUACGCCAAGUAAAUACUGCUUGCGGCCUUCCUUCACCCCACUCUCAGCUACACUGAGCUAUUAUUAGUUCACGGGUUUCUUCUGAACCACCCCCACAGCUCUCAGGGACAUUUCUGAACACUAACCAGAAAAUUUAUUAGCACCCACUGGCUUUUGUGGCUGCUCUGAGCGUUAGCUGCAUGGACAGCUCAUGGAAAUUCUUCCUGAGCCUCAAUUGCACCAGCCACCAUCUCAGCAGUAGAGCUAACAGCAGUACUUUCCCUGGAUGGAACCUAUUCCUGUGUGGUCCUCUCCAUCUGACUUUGACUGACUGUUCAGUAAACUUUGAACUGCUCUGAGUGAUCUAAUGGGAUUCUUGCAAAAAGCCCUUCCUGUGUUCCUAGGCACUACGGGAGAUAGUGUCUAUUGCAACACUACAUUCCCUAAAUGUUACCUUCACAGAUUGCUGGAUAACUCAGUACAAAUGGAUACAAGAAAUGGAUUACAUCGCAACAGCUCUUGAAAAUAGUGAGCGUUUUUUAAGUUGGGUAACAACGACACUUCUUGAAGAUGGCAGGCUUUGUCUCAAAUAUCUCACAGAUCACGGCCUAUGGAUUUCUCAAAAAGCCUCUUGAAACAUUAGGCAGCCAGAAAGUUUGGAAGUUCAAGAGAAAUGAGCAUUAACUAUAAGCUCUGACACUCCCAGGACAGUUAAAACUGAAAAUUGUGAUCUUGUCACGCUCUUAGGUCAGUGUAAACUGUUCCAUAUUGUGUGCACGUUGAGUUUAAAACAUUUGGGGACAUCCUAUGGGCCUUUCUUUUAAUCUGAAGUUCCAACUCACCAAUGACAUUUGCCAGGAGACUGUGCAAGUCCUGUUUCCCACACUGCGCCCUCACUGAGUCUGAAGCCUACCAUUAAAUUCUGCAGCAAAUUGUUGCUUUAGCGCCUUGAUGGAAGGGAGAUUUCCCAAAGUAACCUUACAGCCCCUCACUGGUGCACUUAGUAAAUGAGCUGGCGAAGCAGCAGAGGCCAGCGACUUCAGUACAGCAAUGAAUCAGAUCCUUGUGUCAGGCUUCAUAACUCAAACGGUGAUUGCAGGCAUUCAUUUAGGAUAAAAUACAAUCACAGUGAGAUCGCUGAACACAACAGCAAAUGUUAAAGGCAGUAACACUCUUUUUUUUAGAAUUCAUUACUGGGAUGAGGUCAUUGCUGGCCAGACAGCAUUUAUUGUCCAUGCCUAAUUGCCUAAAGUCAACCAUAUUGCUGUGGAUCUGGAUCACAUGGAGGCCAGACCAGGUAAGGGUGAAGAUUCCUUCCCUAAAGGACAUCAGUGAACCAGAUGGGUUUUUCCAACAAUCAACAAUGGAUUCACAGUUAUCAUUAGACUCUUAAUUCCAGAUAUUUUAUUGAAUUCAAAUUCCACCAUCUGCCACGGCAGGAUUCAAACCUGGGUCCCCAGAACAUUAUCUGAGUCUCUGGAUUAACAGUCCAGCCAUAAUACUCUGGUGGGGGAGGGAAGGAUAUCUCUGGACAGCUUGGAAUGGUUUAUAUUUAGAAUGAAGCUUCCUAAUUAUUUUGUGGCAAUUGUUCUACUUCACAAUCAGUUAAGUUUUAAUCUUAAAAAAGAAACAAAAUGGCAUUUGGAUUUUUGCUUUGCCAUGGCAGAUAUUAUUCUUAACAGUCUCAUACUCUCUCUCACAUUCUCUGUCUCACACACUCUCAGAUUUUCUCCCUGUUACACUCUCACUCUCUCUCUCACACCGUCUCUCUCACAUUCUCUCUCUCUCUCUCAGUCUCAUUCUCUCUUACAUACUAUCAUUCUCACUUUUUCAUUGAACUCCUGGAACUCCAAUUCUAGAUCUCCAGCUCCAAAAUACUGUUGAGUCUGAGGCUCAAUUGAAGUUUCUGAAAAUGGGAUCCAAUAAGGUUUGUUGGGAAAGUUAUCCAGCAUUAUGGAACUAAGACAAGUCAAUGGGCUGAGGUACAGACCUAACUGUAGACCAAGCUAGCCAAAGCUGAAUGGCCUCCUUCUGUUCCAAUGACACUUGGGCAUCAUCACAAUUGAUGUUAAUCUGAUGUGGUGGGCUUCUCGCCCUCCUUAUAGAUAGGAACCUGGUGAAAUUUAAAUUUGAUGACCAAAUCUGGGUUUGAAAACUAAUCUCGGUAAUGGUGACCAUGAAACUAUCUUUGAUUGCUGUAAAAACCCAACUGGUUCAAUAAAGUCCUUUAGGGAAGGAAAUCUGUCAUCCUUAUCUGGUCAGGCUUCAAUGUGACUCCAGACCCAUCAGAACUUGGUUGAAUCCUAAAUACCUUCUGAAGUGUCCCUAGCAAGCUACUCAGCUCAGGGCCCGUUAGGGAUGGGCAAUGAAUGCCUGUGAUGGCCACAGAUGAUGAGAAAGGGCUGCUGGAGUCACAGUUCAAUACAGAACACAUUAGUGCAAAUUGACAAUAAGCUGCCAAUCAUCUCCAGAGAGACCACGUCAUUGGCUAAGUUUUUGUGGAGGGAACUACACUCAGCAGACUCACCAUAGUACCUGGUCUGAAAGUGGAUUGGCAAUGCCUCAAGAUGACCCUAGAUUCUCCAGGAAUUAAAGAUUACUCUCUUGGGUACUGCUGUGAUCAGUAGGAAAAAUCGAAGGGGCACUAAACUAAAUGGAAGCAUUCUAACUUUGGCAAAAUGUUUUUGUUCACUAGCAAUGAGAAUAAUGGACGCGGUGAAAAAAUAGGCUGGAAUUAUCCAAUCAGGUAAGGAAGAAACAGCUCAACGUUCAAUUGGUCAUGGAAAGGUGGGGAUCAUGGUGAUGAAUAAUGCCAGGUGAUCAAAGGUAGGGCAGGGCAAUUGGCAGGAGAUGGUCAAAUGAUAAAACCUCAAGGAAUGCUUAAAGACUCCAAUUGAUGACUUUGUAGGACGGUGGAUAAUAAUGGAGGUGACAAUGGAACCAUCCACUUCCUUCAGUUCAAUUCUGCUAAGACCUUCUCACCCAACACCCUCAGCUCAGUUCAUUUCAAACACUUUUGUCUAGGUUCUAUUGCCCAUUGUUGUAUGUUAGGGACCCAGGAACCCAGCAGAAAUAUUUAGAAGAGACCUGUUGGCUGCUUUUUAAGUAUCACAAUUGUACGUUUUCCAAUGUCAGCUACACAAACGUCUCUCUGAAGAAUUAUCCAGUAUAAACUGAGAAGCAGAACUAUGGCGCCACUACGAAGAGUGGGCUCCAGGAAUAAAAUUAACAUUUUGUUUUUGAAGUAGAUCAAUCCAGAAACAGCUAUUAAAAGUGGUGUGAACAUUGGGAGCACUGUUGAAACUCCACGCCCAACCCUUAGAGCUGGUGAAAUGUAAAGCCUUGAGUCGCGUCCUAUCAUGUAAGCAUUCACUUCAUGGGUCGGUUAGCUCAGUUGGCUGGACAGUCGGUUUGUGAUGCAAUGUGAUGCCCUCAGCUUAGUUUCAAUUUGCGCAUUGGCUGGGUUACUGUGACAGAUCACUCCUUCUCUACCUGUCUCCUCACCUGAGUGUGAUGAUCCUCAGGUUAAAGUACCAUUAGUCAUCUCUCUCUACUGAGAGCGCGGCCCUCAGUUCCACUAAGAUAAUUGCGGCCUUACUUCUGGAUUGUGUGACACUGCAUGUUAUUGCUUUCAUUGGACGAAAACCUGAGUGGAAUGUAGCAUGUAGAUUGGAACUGCUUCUAAAGUUUCUUUUAUAA
Messenger RNA from Stegostoma tigrinum, 8626 nucleotides. RefSeq names its product angiopoietin 4 (gene angpt4). The record is from RefSeq and is a predicted model, not a curated record. NCBI's taxonomy places the organism in Eukaryota, Metazoa, Chordata, Chondrichthyes, Orectolobiformes, Stegostomatidae. The transcript is spliced from 9 exons. Bases 532 to 2013 code for a protein of 493 amino acids.